AUGUCUGCUAGCAGCGGCAACCCGAGCAAUGGCGAGGACACUGAGAUAUUGAGACGAAUUCAUCAAGCUCUGGAUGUCGUGCACAGCGCUUCUUCAGGCAAUGAAGCCCGCCGGCAAGCUCAGUCGUUUCUCGAAGAAGUCAAAGACAUACCUGAAGCACCCUUUCAAGGAUAUCAAUUAGCUGCUGAUAAGACUCAGCCACCAGUCGUUCGACACUACGCCCUCUCGCUUCUCGAACAUGCCAUACGUUACCGAUGGUCUACCUACAACCAGGAGCAAGCUACAGCUUUGCGACAUUGGAUACUGGAGUUGAGCCAGUCCGUCUCCAAAGAAGAUGCGUCUUACCUCAGGAAAAAGACGGCACAGUUGUGGGUUGAAAUCGCAAAGCGGUGCUGGGGGAGCGAAUGGAUGGACAUGGAUUCUUUACUUGUCCAACUCUGGCAGAUCCAGGACUCGGCCGUUCAUAAGGAACUAGUACUGUUUAUUCUUGAGACCUUGUCCGAUGAAGUCUUCACUGGGGAUGACUCAGUCGUGACUAUGAGGGAAGGUGUUCUUAGUAAGGCAUGCGUCGAGAUAUUCACACCAACGUCAGUGCUGGUUGAGGCUUUUCCGAGUCGUCAGCCCGGCCCGGAUGUGCGCCAUGGACCCGAAGGAUGGCUUGAGCGUAUUUCUCAAUUCCUCAACUAUUGCGUCAGUUCCGAAGCCAAGGAUACCGCUGAUGCCAAAAGCUGUGCAGUCAAGGCCCUCUCCGUCUUUGUGUCCCUUAUGCCAUGGGCUAUCCCCAAGGCCAUAGCAGCUGCACAAUGUGUGAACGUCAUGACUGCUGGUUUGGCAUCCUCACACACUGAUGUUCAAAAGGCCUCUUUAGAAGCGCUUAAUGCUCUAUACUAUCGGUCCAACUUCUCCGAUAAUGAAUUCCGCGACCUUGUAGCACCAAUGUACAGUCCCAGCUCAGUUGAUCUUUGCAAGGGUUUGUAUAGCUGGGCCACUGUGGACCCCGAGGAUAUUGAUGAAGAUAAAUAUCAGAUUCUUAAGAAGCUGUCAGAGAUGCUGUCCUAUCUUGGGGACUACUUUGAACGCAAGUUUGCACAGGUACCUCCAGAAGCCGCCAGCUCUGGAUUUUUUGGACUCUUGAUUCAAGUAACGCAGAGUCCGAGUUUGAUGGUCUCGAUACCAAUACUGGUAACAUGGACCAGAAUCCUUGGUCAUAGAAAUCUUGGCCCCAGCAACCUAGUGUCUGAAAACGUCGGUCCCCUACUGGACGUUUGCACUUCCAGAUUGGUGCGCUAUGAAAAUCUCCCAGAAAACUCUACCGAUCCUACAUACCUUUUCCUACUAGAUGACACGGAUACUAUCCCUGAGCGACACGCGUUCUUGGGAAACUAUCGUCGGUAUAGCUCCCAGAUUAUCGAGCAAAUUGUUCAAUUGAAACUUGUCGACGCAGUGUCCUACAUAUUAGGCCGUACCGAGCAUAUUCUGCAGAACCUCUACGAUGGACAGCCUCCGUUUAGCAAACAAACAUAUACCAAGCAUUCAACGCCCGCCUUGCAAGUCGAUUCUCUUUUUACUGUCAUUGAGGCUACGUUGAAAGGUUAUGUGAAAUGGAGGAGAUACCAUGGGCGAGACCACGACCCAAUAAUUCGCAAGCGGGCGUUGCAACUUCUUGUUUUCUUCUCAACUACUGCGCUCAACAAAAACGCCGGAUUCAUGUUGAAGGUUCUCGAGCAUAUUCUCCUUACAUGGCCCGCACUCGAACCUGAAUAUCGUGCAUAUAAUGAUGCCAUCAAGGACCUGCAAAGUGAGAGUAUGAUUGAGCUGCAGCGUCUUGCGGCUGAGAUGCCUGAUCAUCUUUUGAUGAAAAUUCAAAAGCUGGCUGAAUUCGUUGAUCCUGUCAAAGCUCAGUGGCAGAGUGAACCGAUUCGAACAUCGCUGAAAUCUUAUGCAGACUUCUGCCACUACCUCGGCCUUGACAAGGCCCAGAAAUAUCUGGCGAGCAGGCGCGCACAUGAACUUGAGGAUUGGGGUUCUUGCGAACUGGAUUCAGAGGGUUUAUUGCUACAAAAUGAACUUGAAGAGCGGUUAAAGACUCUUCCUCUACGGCCUACCAAAUCAUUCCUUGCCUUUUCCGUAGAACGCUUGGAUAAGUCCUCUCCAGCUUUUCAGGCGUCGUACGCUCUUUGGCAACAGGGUUUCUCCAACAUUCUUGCUGAUUUACUUGAAUAUUUGAAAUUUGCACAUGCCACGCACAAUCCUGAUAGUUGGGUAGAGUUGCCUACAGAAAUGCGAGGCAUGGUAGAGCGCGUUCUCAGCGACAGAUUUUGGCAAGCCGGAAUAUCUGAAGGCAGCAAAGAUGACUUUUACGCGAGGGUUAUGGACAAGAAAAAUACAAUCGAAGGCCUUGCCUCGACUAUCCGGGGCUCGGUACGUUUUGUCAGGGAAACGGCGUACGCUAUAAUCUAUUGUAUGAGCAGACUCGACCUGCAGUUUUACGGCUUCAGCGGCCUCUCUGGCCCUCUAUCAGAAGCCUUGUUUUCAGAUUCCAUAUGGCUAUCUACACACCAACAGAGCAACUUGCUGAACUUGGUGCGGUACCUAGUUGACGACUGCCCGGUGGACUACCGGGAACAAUUUCUUCCCCAGCUCUUAGCAGCUUGCUUCAGACAGAUGGAUGCCAAAGUUAACGGCGAGUGGGAGAGAAUGGAAAAGCAGCAAACAUGCGUGGUAGACGGCGAGGCAGGACUUAAGGAAGAAAUGAAGGCCGAGAGCAUUCUCCGGCAGGUUACGUAUACAGCCGUCAUGAUGGUGGCGGAUUUCCUGGAUCCCACAAAAUCAAAUUCACACACUCUGAAGUCCCGAAGCCGAAAGGAAGGAUCCGAAGAUGAGCCAUCAACGCCUUAUCCGUCACUCCGGAAAUUUUGUCUCAUGCGACGGGAAAUUGUUGAGCCGCUGCUGGUAUUCUGCACUCACGGCAUCCGGAUGAGGGACACACGAUGCUGUGGAAUGGUUCUUCGCCUGUUCAUCUCUCUGGUUCCCGAGUUCCAGUUAGUUCAGGGCCAAGGACAAUACGGGUCGACCGGGAAUGUUCACGAUGGCAAGGCGAGCUCCCAUACGGACACCACGCCGGUGCCCGCCGAAAUCGCCUCGGUGAUCAGGGAAUAUAUCGCGCAAGACGUGCUGAAGGCUUGUUUGACAUCGUUCCACGAACCUUACUUUGUGGAGGUGCAGAAAGAGCUCGCCUCCCUAAUUGCAACUAUUGUGGUCUACUACAGCCCCAUUACAUCAACACCGAAGGACAUUCUUUUAUCUCUACCAAAUGUGAACCCGGCUGAGCUUGAUCGACUUGCACCGUACAUGGCCAAGCCGGGGUCUCAUCCUCGCCAACAACGCGCGAUUGUUCUGGAGCUUUUGAAGGACCUUAAGGGAGUGAGUGUAUCUGAAAUGGGGAAACUCGCCAAAACCGCUGGCUUUGGUGGUUCGUCACGCGCCAAAAGAAGCAACAGGAGCAAGAUGGCACAGGGAUUCAUGAAUACUUCAAAUGAAGCUGAUGGCGGUGUAACACGAGCAAAUGGCGUGAUGGGUGCUCGACGAACAACACCGGAUGCCCUGGAAGGCGUGUCCAACUUGUUUGAAGGCUAG
Molecule: messenger RNA, 3636 nt
Organism: Metarhizium acridum CQMa 102
Lineage: Eukaryota; Fungi; Ascomycota; Sordariomycetes; Hypocreales; Clavicipitaceae
Source: RefSeq, a predicted model, not a curated record